AUGGAGGCGCGUGCGGUGGCAACUUUGCUCCGAGAGGCGGUGGAAGCCUACAGGUCUGCCUCUUUACCAGCAGAGCUGCUCGCAGCCGGCACGCCCAUUCGAACGGUACUAUCCUGGUAUAACCAUUCGGUACGCUUGGCGAUCGACAAGGAGAUGUGGCCGAGGAGGGACCUGUCGGCCUUGGCCUUGAAGCUGGGUGCAGACAUGCUGCCUCCCGCGACUCCCUGCGAGUUUGUGGAGGAGUCAUUGUGUUGGUGGGCAUUCGGACAGCACAACAGAAAUGCUGACUGGCUUGGUCAUGGAUAUUUCUGGCGGCCGAUCCCGGAAAAUAUGCCCGCGGACUUUCACAUCGAAAAUGCGGCUGGAAACGCCAUGAAUGAUUUCGACUGUGUGGAGAGCGGCUUUCGCCGUCUUGAUGGAAAAGUCCUAGCCGCGGACUACUCGCUGCUCCGACGUCACUUCCAGGAGCUGCAAGGCAAGUCGAAUGACGAAGUGGAUGGUUGGCUCAUGAAGGAGGCAGCCUGGCUCUCGGAAGGGCAGGCUCGUCGCCUGGCUGAGGGUGGAGAUCACCACCACCUUAUCACUUCAAAAGGGCCACUGCUGCCCGGAUCACGCUCUGCAUUGCGAGUCAGGAGCGGCGGCCGAGCUGCCACCUUUAUAGUGGCCGAUCGCUAUCGCAUAGACGAUCAUGGCAACUUUCGAGCUGGCAUGCUCGAUGUCAAAGGCGUUGGCACCCAUGUCAGGGCCGACAUCUCCUCGGAGAAGGUAACUGGUUUGCUGGGCCUUGCUGACGCUUUGAGGGAGAUGGCCUUUCAGCGUUUGGUACAGCGCCUUCUUGAGCUGGAAGGGCUCAGCGGCGUCAUGGGAACCGUUCCUUACUAUGCAAUCAUCGACACUGGCUUGGCAUACUGCGCCACAAAUCCCGCCACUGGAUGGACUGGUGAAAGCUGCGUCCUGCUGGUCAGACAAAGGCAGUCGCGCCUUUUCGACUCGUAUGAGGGCAUGAACUUUUCAGGCAUCUGCCCGGAUGCUGUCCACUCAGUGGGCCCUGGGCGUGAAAUGCGCCGAGUGCUUCACAGUUGGGGCAUCUCUGCCGAAUUCGAGCCGCGAGCAGUGUUCCAUGGACACGAUGCUUCCGAAGAUGAGGUGCUUUUGGCUGAUCAAAGCGGAACGUGGAAUUUACAGGCCGACGCGGCGUGCACUCAUUUCAUGGACUUCUCGGACUUCUAUGUUCUGCCGCGGUCGCCCCUGCCAGAUGCAUGGUGCAUGUCAGAGGAAGCUUUACGGCGUGCCUUCUCCCUCGAGCGAACUGCCACAUCAGAGAGAGCUCUGCAUUGUUCCGCACUUGCUGAAAGGCUGUGGGGUCAGCGCGACCCGGAGUCUGCUGCUGCUGCCUGCCUUGAGCUACGAAAGAGCCUCUCCAAGCAGAAGGAGCUUCGAGACGCAGCUGUGGCGGUUGAUGAGCAUGGGGUCAUCUUGCCAAUGAAGCCGAAGUACUGCAUGUGCUGGUUCAUGGAGUUGGAUGACAGCCCCAUGAGCCGCUGGUGUCUCGACACAGCGCGCGAGUAUGCAUCGGGGUCGCGCAGCCUCGGCGCCGGCGAGAUCCUGGAGACCUUGGAGGCUCGCUUCCUUGCCAAGCUCCACCGACGUCGCUUCGAGGCAACACGUGCAGCGCACCCUUGGGAGACGCGCGUGCAGCUUGUAGAUGUUCUGACCAGUGACGGUCUUGCCUUUGGCGUCGGCGUCUACAGUGGUGCAGUGGAGGUGUUAGCGCUUUCCUCUUGCAGCAAGGUAGCUGGUAGGCCCAUCAAGAAAGUGUUGCCUGCCCUGAGGGCGUUGUACCCCGGGCACAUCUAUGUCCACGGUGGCUAUGAUGGCCAGCGUCGCCUGCUUUCCAUCGAACGAUUGGCGCCUUUCGGAGAUUGCUGGGAGCCGCUGCCUCCAAUGUCCGAUCGACGAGCUGUUGUGGCAGCGGAUGUAGUGGCCGGUAAGCUGUAUGUUUGUGGCGGCUGGGAUGGCGAGCAUCGCCUCAGCCAAGUCGAACGCUACAACAUUGCUGCCGGUUGCUGGGAGCAGUUGCCGCCAAUGCUGGAGAGGCGGAGCCAUCCUGCGGUUGCCACGCUCUGUGGAAAGCUCUACGUCUCCGGCGGCUUUGAUGGCGCAGAGAGUUUGAGCUCCGUGGAGUGCUUUGACCCCUCCACGAGCAGCUGGUGUUGUCUCCCGCAGAUGCAGGUACGUCGAAGACGGGCUAUUGCGGUUGUAAUGGCUGCCAAGCUCUACAUCUGCGGCGGCUUUGAUGGUGCUGGUCAGCUCAACUUCGCGGAGAGCUAUGAUCCACAGGAAACGAGGUGGGACAUGCUUCCACCCAUGCUGGCAAGACGCGUUGUCAGUGCCGCAGAAGUUAUUUGUGGCAAGCUGUAUGUUUUCGGCAGCGAGGAUGAUGCCAGGGUUGUCAGCUCGGUCGAGAGCUACGAUCCCCGGUGUGCACUCUGGGAGGCUCUACCGCCGAUGCAGUCUCGUCGUGUUGGAGCCGCUGCCGCUUCGGUUGCGGGCUGCUUCUACGUUUGUGGGGGAUGGGAUGGACGUCAGCGUCUCGACUCCGCUGAGCGAUACAAUCCUGCAACGGCAGCAUGGGAGGCUCUGCCGCCCAUGAGUGAGAGGAGAGAUCGAGCUGCAAUCGCAACCAUCGCUGGCCGGCUUUACGUCUGCGGAGGUUUCGAUGGUGAUGCGGAUCUGAGGACUGCGGAAUGCUUCGAUCCCAGCUCUGGUCGCUGGCUGACUUUGCCCCCAAUGCAAGAGAGGCGCUCCAGCGCUGUGGCGGUGGCGGCUCUCACGUAG
Messenger RNA from Symbiodinium natans, 2838 nucleotides. The record is from the annotation of a GenBank genome assembly. Lineage: Eukaryota; Dinophyceae; Suessiales; Symbiodiniaceae.